Molecule: messenger RNA, 1293 nt
Organism: Trypanosoma grayi
Lineage: Eukaryota; Euglenozoa; Kinetoplastea; Trypanosomatida; Trypanosomatidae
Exons: 1
Coding region: 1-1293 (430 amino acids)
Source: RefSeq, a predicted model, not a curated record
AUGAAUAUUGUUUGGUAUCGACGGAUUUGGUUUAUAACUUUAUCGCUUUUGCUGGUGGUUGGCUUAAUAUGCAUCCUUUCGAGUGAAUGUGACCUCCACAUGGAGGGUGACCACCUUCGGGUGCACACAAGGCCACACGGUAUAGGUAUCACAAGUUUAGAUCAAACCGAUCAGAAGUCUUUUAGUUCACUGUCAGAGAAAAAUGUCUACGAUGGGUACACCUAUGUCCUUUCAACGUACUACUUUAACGCUUCGUCAGGCUUUUAUAAACAUAGACAAGCACCUUCAACGGAAUGGCUUGUAGUGUUUAUUUCUUCGUUACGUGCAGUGGCACGGAAACGGGUGGCGGAUUCUGCUGUACCACCUUCUCUCCGCAGCACAAAGUUGGUGUUUUUUACGGAUGCAUUGACCUUUUCAGUGCUAUGGCGUGAUGUGCAUAUUAUCAGAACGUGGUCGAAUGAAGGGUUUUUACAUUGGAUAAUAGUGUGCCCUCCAGAUGGCAACACGACGGCUUCUGGUGUAGCAAUUCCUGGUGACGUUCCGGCGGAUGUUGCACAGAUUUGGAGCCCUGAAUUUUUAAAUGAAAAGUGGGCUAGUGGCGUGAGAAACGGGGCAAACAAUUUUCGCUUUGCUCUUUAUUAUAAAUGGCUUCAACAAUACUUGCGUUUUCAUGAGUAUUCAUCACAUGGUGACUUACAUAUGGCAUCAGAGAGCUCUCGUUUUGUUAUAUGUGACUCCUCUGAUGUUGCUUUUCAGCGGGAUCCUUUCCUGCCGGGUGGUGGCUGUUUUCCGCAAGAGCCCGAUCCAUACGUGGUUUUUACUCUCGAGAGCAGAAAAAAGAACUUUCGAAAUGAGAAGUACAACCGCCGUUGGAUGUUAUGCUACGGCGAAGGUGUACUGAAACUCAUAGGAAAAGGAGAAAUAGCAUGUGCGGGUGUUAUUCUGGGGAAUGGAAUGGGCAUGUUGCGGUAUCUGGCUUCACUGCUGCAAGAAAUCCAAGACCCUCACCUUGUGGAAUGCUCCUUGUCACUUGAGGCUGCUCUUGACCAGGCGAACCAUAACUAUCUGCUCCACGUGAAGCAUGAUUAUCCAUCCUACAAAAAAAUAAAGAGCUCACAUGAAAGCUCAUACUGUGCGUUUCAUGGAAAUUAUGGAAAAGCAGUUUUAAACGUGGAGAACUCUGUUGUUGCGCCAGGGACAAACUUCUCCUAUGCAAUUGUUCAUCAGUAUACUGCAGAUCGACACCCUUUGGUGAUGAAGCAAAUGAAAAAGCUCUAUGGAGUGCCACAUUAG